UGUGUGUAUGUGUUUACAAGUACAAUCACAACACAAACUCCUUAUCCUCUCUCUCUCUAUCUCUCUCUCUCCUCAAGCACUCUUCAAUGGCGACUCAGAUCUAACUCAUCAAAAUCCUCUUCGUACAUUUUCGUACCACAACAUUCUAGAUUCUUCUUCAUUCUUCCCACCAUCGUCAUGCAGCAGCAGCAGAAAGUAGCAGCGUUAUCGUACUCAUUCCCCGAAGAAGUUCUCGAACAUGUCUUCUCAUUCAUCGACUCAACCAAAGACAGAGGCUCGAUCUCUUUAGUAUGCAAGUCAUGGUACGAGAUCGAACGCUGGUGUCGCCGGAGAGUCUUCGUCGGAAACUGUUACGCUAUCACACCGGCGAUGGUGAUAAAACGGUUUCCGAAGGUGAGAUCUAUUACGCUGAAGGGGAAGCCGCACUUUGCGGAUUUCAAUUUGGUGCCGGAAGGUUGGGGUGGGUACGUGUGUCCGUGGAUCAAAGCUAUGGCGGUUGCGUUUCCGUGUUUGGAAGAGAUUAAGCUUAAGAGAAUGGUGAUUAGUGAUGAUUGUUUGGAUUUGAUUGCUAAAUCGUUUAAGAAUUUCAAGGUUUUGGUUCUUAUUUCUUGUGAAGGUUUCACUACUGAUGGACUUGCUUCCAUUGCCGCCAAUUGCAGGAAUUUGAGGGAGUUGGACCUGCGGGAGAGUGAAGUGGAGGACAUUUGUGGUCAUUGGCUAAGCCAUUUUCCUGAUUCAUACACAUCCUUGGUUUCUCUGAACAUCUCUUGCCUAGCAAACGAGGUGAAUUUUCCUGCGCUAGAGCGCCUGGUUAGUAGGUGUCCUAACAUGCAUACUCUCCGCCUCAAUCGUGCUGCACCCCUUGAUAAGCUUGCAAACCUUCUCCGUGGGGCUCCACAGCUGGUUGAGUUAGGCACUGGAGCCUACACAUCCGAGAUGCGGCCGGAGGUCUUUACAAACCUGGCUGCAGCAUUUUCUGGGUGCAAGCAAAUGAAGGGCUUGUCUGGCUUUUGGGACGUGCUCCCAUCAUAUCUUCCUGCUGUCUAUCCUGUAUGCUCCAGGCUCACAUCACUGAACUUGAGUUAUGCUACAAUCCAAAGCCCGGAUCUUAUCAAGCUUGUGGGUCAAUGCCAGAGUUUGCAGCGCUUAUGGGUUCUGGAUUACAUAGAAGAUGCUGGCCUUGACAUGCUUGCUGCAUCGUGUAAGGAUCUGAGGGAGUUGAGGGUGUUUCCCUCUGACCCAUUUGGGUUGGAAGCAAAUGUAGCGUUGACAGAGCAGGGCCUUGUUUCUGUGUCUGAAGGUUGCCCCAAGCUCCAUUCAGUCCUAUAUUUUUGUCGUCAAAUGACCAAUGCUGCCUUAAACACAAUAGCUCGGAACAGGCCUAAUAUGACUCGUUUUAGAUUAUGUAUUAUUGAGCCUCGAACUCCUGACUAUCUCACCCUUCAAUCUCUGGAUUCUGGUUUUGGAGCUAUUGUUGAACAUUGUAAGGAUCUUCAGCGCCUUUCCCUUUCAGGGCUUCUCACAGACCGUGUUUUUGAGCAUAUUGGGACUUAUGCGAAGAAGCUUGAGAUGCUUUCUGUGGCUUUUGCUGGAGAUAGUGAUCUGGGACUCCAUCACGUGCUGUCUGGGUGUGACAACCUUAGGAAGCUGGAGAUCAGGGACUGCCCCUUUGGUGACAAAGCUCUUUUAGCCAACGCUGCAAAGUUGGAGACAAUGCGAUCCCUUUGGAUGUCCUCUUGCUCAGUGAGUUAUGGAGCAUGUAAACUGUUGGGUCAGAAGUUGCCUAGGCUCAAUGUUGAAGUCAUUGAUGAAAGAGGACCUCCAAAUUUAAGGCCAGAUAGUAAUCCUGUGGAGAAACUAUAUAUAUACAGGACUAUUUCUGGGCCUAGAUUGGACAUGCCUGGUUAUGUAUGGACAAUGGAAGAUGAUUCUGCAUAUCUUGAAUGACUGUACUCCUCAAUAAUGAACAUUUGAUGUGUGACUUGGUGAUGGCAGGUACAGGCUCAACGUACCCUACAAUGAAUUUAAUCUGUUGACCGUCCUAUGCUGCUGUUAUGGUUGGUUUCUGAGCUAGGUACAGCAAGGAGGUUAUACAGUGUACUUAGAAAGCUUGAGCUCGAUUGCCAUUCAAUUUUUACUUUUGGCUGAGCGACUAGAUACCGAUUCUGAUCACAAAUAAAACCGGAAAUUUGUUGUUGUAUGUGGCAUAAGAUUGAGUUGUUAAAACUUGUUAUAUAAUUUAUUUUCGCCUUUUUAUUUCAAGGACUUCUGCAUAAUUUUUAUGCAUGAUACUUUGGUCGAGUAUUAAGAUAUUGGUGGGCUCAUUGUUAUUAUUGACCUUUGCAAAGGAAUAAAAUCUGUAUUCUAGUA
Molecule: messenger RNA, 2370 nt
Organism: Medicago truncatula (barrel medic)
Lineage: Eukaryota; Viridiplantae; Streptophyta; Magnoliopsida; Fabales; Fabaceae
Product: protein TRANSPORT INHIBITOR RESPONSE 1
Exons: 3
Coding region: 178-1947 (589 amino acids)
Biological process (GO): SCF-dependent proteasomal ubiquitin-dependent protein catabolic process
Cellular component (GO): SCF ubiquitin ligase complex
Molecular function (GO): protein binding
Source: RefSeq, a predicted model, not a curated record